AUGAACUUCUUAAAACACGAACAGGUGGGAACGGGCUGCAUCACGGCCAAUGGUCUUCACUUUCCCAAGCCAGGAUACUUGGGAUGGUACGGGUUUAAUGGGAUAAUUGAUGAGUUUAGAGUGUGGAAUGGAGUGUUGACGCAAGAUGAGGUAACUAAGCUGUCAAGUGGAGAGAAUGGAGUGGAAAUGCAGUUGUUGGCGUCGUUGAAAGUGACUGGACGUGUACCACGAGGAUCCAGAUGGAAUGUCAGCGUUGUUCGCUGUUCCAGUCCGAUAGAAAGUCGACAACUACAGAUGGUGAGAAGCAGAAAUCGACUUGUUAUUGUGCGACCGGAGCAAUUACCGGCUGAUACGAUCAAGACGCUGUGUAGUUACUUGACUGGGUUUGAUGCAUUCAACUUGUCCCACACGAACUUUUGGUGGAUGCAGUACUUUUCAGAUGGAUCAGUCUGGAAACGAGUCUUUGAUGCUACGACUGACACGCAUAUUGACCAGCCAGAUCAGCCGUGGAAGAAGCAGUACAUGACGUCGCGAGCGAUGUUGUUCAGCGGUCUGCAAAAUAGUGACGACCGACAGAUUGAUUCGUAUGCGUAUUUUACAUACGCUGGUCAUACGCAACGACGACAUUCUCGGUUCCGCUUAAACUUUCUAGGCAGUGAGAGCUUCAGCUUUGAUGUUUGGUUCAGUCUGCUGCCAGCCUCGGAUAAUACGUCGUUUGGCGGGAUUAUCUAUGGAGCUCAGUCGUCAAGUCGGGAGAGCCGAAGCUGGCCAUUUUACCACCAGCAGUUUGUGCUGAUCGCUGGUAUCAUCUCGCGCUGA
Phytophthora nicotianae INRA-310 is the source of this 819-nucleotide messenger RNA. RefSeq lists its product as hypothetical. The transcript is spliced from 2 exons. Gene Ontology annotation, molecular function: protein binding. The record is from RefSeq and is a predicted model, not a curated record. The coding region runs from base 1 to 819 and encodes 272 amino acids. Lineage: Eukaryota; Oomycota; Peronosporomycetes; Peronosporales; Peronosporaceae.